Messenger RNA from Penicillium taxi, 2004 nucleotides. RefSeq lists its product as uncharacterized. The record is from RefSeq and is a predicted model, not a curated record. Gene Ontology annotation, molecular function: serine-type peptidase activity. The transcript has 6 exons. Gene Ontology annotation, biological process: proteolysis. NCBI's taxonomy places the organism in Eukaryota, Fungi, Ascomycota, Eurotiomycetes, Eurotiales, Aspergillaceae. Bases 1 to 2004 code for a protein of 667 amino acids.
AUGUAUCUUAAAAAGGCUUUGUUAGUACCAGUUGUGCUGGCUACAAUUGCUGAGGCCGGCAAGAAUGCACGCGAUGUCGAACCUUGCGCGCAGAUCGCUCAGUCGGUGGCGGACGCCAAUCAAAGAGAUACAAGUGCUCAAGUCUCUCACGAUUUGGCUCACCAAUGCUUGAUGUCCAUGCCAUUUGAUCCUGAUCGUUCGGCGGUCUUUCUUAAUCAAGUCCGCAAGAUAUUGGAAUUUCAAUCUACUGUUGACAUUCUCAAAGAUCCUCCAUCAGGUUAUAAGAUGCCCUCAACUGACCUCCUUGGAGGUAUUGAGUCCAUCAUAAACAAAGCCAACAGCAACGGUUAUUCCAGCCAGUUUGAAAUGGACCUGGAUGUCUAUCAUCUAGCUAAUUCGGCAUACGAUGGCCAUUUGGCAUUCGGACUAUGCUCACAGUCUAUCUUCACUUAUAAUAUUGACCUGCCUCUUGUUUCCAUCUCCACCGACGGGUUGUCUCUCCCUCAGGUGUAUACGUUGAACGAUGCAAAAGCUCAAGAGGCUGGCUCCACGGACGUGUCAUCUAUUAAAACCAUAAAUGGUACUGAUGUAGCCCGGUACCUGGAAUCGUAUGCCUUGGGCCAAACUCUUCAAGACCCUGAUGCGCAAUACAACCGGUUAUUCCCAGCAUUGGUCCGCAGCAUCACUGGCACCCCCGUCGACGUGAAUGGAAUUUGGGCAUCCACCGCAGACUGGAAAGAUGGCUCGGAGAUUAUUAUCAAGUACGAAAAUGGGACGUCACAGACUAUCCAGAAGACUGCGACUCCAAAAGAAAGAUUUUUCGACUAUCAAAAUGGCACCGCACUGUUCAAAACCAAAUGCCUCCCGCAGAGUUCAUCCUUGGACUCGAGCACUACCGCCGGUACUGAGGAGGCAUCUGGAGUGACAGGGCUUCCUAGCACAACUUGGAGCAACUCCGAUUACUCUAUUGCGGGCUUUUUCUCCAAUUUAACUAGCCUUCAGGAUACUGGUAUCCUUUUCGUGCCUACUUUCUCUUCAAAUCCCAAGGAGAUCGCCCAGAUGACUAUAGAUUUUCUGCACAAUGCCACUCUUGCCGGAAAGAAGAACAUUCUGAUUGAUGUUACGGGUAAUCCUGGCGGUUACUUGACCAUAGGUAUUGAUAUGGCUCGAAUAUUCUUCCCAGACGUCGUCCCAUAUACUGCGACUCGGUUUCGGGCACAUGAUGCGGCGAAAUAUCUUACUAAGGCUUAUUCGCAAUACACUAAACAGGAUUCAAGCAAUCCUUUCGCGUAUCGCAACAUGGUGACUCCUAAUCAGACGAAUGGCUUCAGCUCCUGGCAAGAUCUUUAUGGCCCUCAUGAAGUUCUUGGAAGCUCUUCCUCUAGUUUGCUGGCCAACUUCAACUACUCAUCUAGCUCGACUGCGGUCUAUCCCAUCAAUGGCUAUGGAUCUGUUCCCCUCAACCCUGCAAAAUCUCUCUUCUCAGCUGCUGACAUUGCUAUUAUUACGAACGGUGAUUGUGUCUCAACUUGUGCCACUUUCGUUAAGCUCAUGAAGCGCCAAGGCGUCCGCACAAUUGCCUUCGGUGGCCAACCUUCAGAGUCUCCAAUGCAAGGUGUUGGCGGCGUAAAGGGUGGCCAAUCACUUGGAGUUGGCUAUAUCAACGGAUACAUCCAGAUAGCGAACGAGCUGAUCCAGAGCUCGGCCAAUACUUCGUCUCCGCUCUUGACCCGAGCCGAGUGGACGAAGUUCAAUCAAUCGACCCCAAGUCUCGAUUCGUCAUUUUCCUGGAAUGGAAACGUCAAUCUGCGGAAUGAGUAUGAUCCGGACGAUGAUCAAACUCCGCUGCAAUUCGUUUACGAAGCCGCAGAAUGUAGGCUAUUUUAUAAGCUCGAGAAUUAUCUUCAACAGGAGACUGUGUGGCAGGCAGCGGCGAAGGCGAUGUUUGGAGACGGCGAGUGUGUGAAAGGAUCUACGAAUGGAGAGGGUAGCUUGAGUGCAUGA